Molecule: messenger RNA, 483 nt
Organism: Sorex araneus (European shrew)
Lineage: Eukaryota; Metazoa; Chordata; Mammalia; Eulipotyphla; Soricidae
Product: histone H3-like
Exons: 3
Coding region: 1-483 (160 amino acids)
Cellular component (GO): nucleosome
Molecular function (GO): DNA binding; protein heterodimerization activity; structural constituent of chromatin
Source: RefSeq, a predicted model, not a curated record
AUGCGAUCGCAGUUGCCAAUACCUCGGAAAUUUAACACUGUUUACAACGUGCAGCUGUGUUUUAUUUCUGAAUUCAGCAAAAGUCGUGGCGAACAAGUUCAAACUACAGAGAAGCAUUCUUAUGACGGGGUCUCGGAAAAGGCAGGCCGUGGAUUCCGGGACCUCACAGCUCCACCCUUCGGUGCUGACCUUGGAACACUACAGGCUGCCCUCAGUGUGGACACAGUGCAGGAGUCACGGCCCCAGGGAAACAGGGAGCAGUCUUUAAAGCUCUUCGGAAGAGGAAGAGUGUGCGAUAUCAUGCAGGGCUUCAAGACUGACCUGCAAUUCCCAGAGUUCGGCUGUCAUGGCACUGCAAGAAGUAGUGCCUACCUGGUGGUACUCUUCGAGGAUACCAACUUUUGCACCAUCCACACAAAGCACAUCACCAUUAUGCCCAAGAAUGUCCAGCUAUCAUGCCGCAUCCACGGAGAGAGGGCAUAA